UAAUUAACUCAUUUGGCUUUUCUAGAUAGUACACAUAUUCCCAUCACAUAUUAUAGAAAAUUGUUGAAAAAUGUAUCAGGUUGAGAGCAAAGGAGGUGCCAUAGUAUGCAUGCUGCUUUCCUUGUUCUUCUUAGGGACAUGGCCUGCUGUUAUGAAUCUAUUAGAAAGGAGAGGCCGUCUUCCUCAACAUACCUACCUUGAUUACACCAUCACCAAUCUUUUGGCUGCUGUUAUUAUUGCUUUCACCUUUGGUCAAAUAGGCACUCAGGACCCAAACUUCCUGUCACAGCUUUCUCAGGAUAACAUGCCUUCUGUCUUGUUUGCUAUGGCUGGAGGGGUUGUUCUCAGCAUUGGAAAUUUGUCUUCUCAAUAUGUUUGGGCUUUUGUUGGUUUAUCAGUUGCUGGUGUAAUCACAUCAAGCAUAAUUGUUGUUAUAGGAACAAUCUUGAACUACUUUUUGGAUGACAAAAUAAAUAAAGCUAAGAUUCUUUUCCCGGGAGUUGGUUGCUUCUUUGUUGCAGUUUGUCUUGGCUUCAUUGUUCAUUCAUCAAAUAUUGCAGAUAAUCAAGCUAAGCUCAAGGAUUUUGCAAGUGAAGUUAGUUCAAAAGAUUUAGAGAAUGAAAGUGAUGCUACACACAAGAUUAAAGCAGGAACUGCAAUUUUUCUCUUAGAACUUGAAAAAAGAAGAUCCAUUAAAGCAAGUGGAAAGAGCACUUUUAUUGGGUUGGCUAUAACUUUCUUUGCAGGAAUUUCCUUCUCUAUAUUCUCACCAUUAUUCAAUUUAGCAACAAAUGACCAAUAUCACACUUUAAGGAGAGGGGUUCCUCAUUUAAGUGUUUAUACAACCUUCUUUUAUUUCUCAGUCUCUUGUUUUGUUGUUGGCAUCAUUCUAAAUAUCAUCUUCCUUUACCAUCCAAUAUUAAGCUUACCUAAGUCAUCAUUGAAAGGGUAUUUGGGAGAUUGGAAUGGUAGAGGUUUGGCCUUGUUGGCUGGUCUCCUGUGUGGAUUUGGGAAUGGACUUCAGUUUAUGGCGGGUCAAGCUGCAGGAUAUGCAGCUGCAGAUGUUGUUCAAAGUAUUUUAUGUGCAGGCUCUUCCACUUGUGGGUACUUUUUGGGGGAUUGUUUUGUUUGGAGAGUAUAGAAAAUCAUCAAAGAGAACUUAUACACUACUUGGAAGCAUGUUGAUUAUGUUUAUUGCAGCGAUUGUUCUACUCAUGGCAUCGUCUGGGCACCGAAAAUGAUUAUGCGUCUUAAAGGAACAUGUUACUAGAAUUUAAAAGGUUUUGUAAAAACGUAAUUGGUUCUGCUCAACAAUAAUUGAUUGAACGCAUCAAAUUAUCUUUCUUAGGUUAAAAGAUGCUACAUGACAAUAUAUAAGCAUUCAUUUGAAGAGAUUGAGUUUUUUUGCAAAGGGGGAAACACCUUUUGACAAUAAUGUACUUUAAGAUAAAUAGUAUAAGAGAAAUGAUAGGUUUACAUCAUAUUUUGACAUAUACACCGUAUAUUUAUACUAUACUAUCUAUUUUUUUUAUUUUAUUUUAUAUGUAUGCAUUGAAAUUUGGGCCACCCUAAGUUUAGUAAAUAGGGUACGGUGUCACAUUGUUGGUGUAUACAUAGCACAACUUAUAGUAUAAUGAAGAAUAAUUUCAGUUUGUUUUAUGAUACAA
This is a messenger RNA of Vicia villosa (hairy vetch), 1667 nucleotides long. Its product is annotated as ureide permease 1-like. NCBI's taxonomy places the organism in Eukaryota, Viridiplantae, Streptophyta, Magnoliopsida, Fabales, Fabaceae. Gene Ontology annotation, cellular component: membrane. The coding region runs from base 71 to 1141 and encodes 356 amino acids. Gene Ontology annotation, molecular function: uracil:monoatomic cation symporter activity; allantoin:proton symporter activity. The record is from RefSeq and is a predicted model, not a curated record. The transcript is spliced from 4 exons. Gene Ontology annotation, biological process: nitrogen compound transport.